Aspergillus pseudoviridinutans is the source of this 1617-nucleotide messenger RNA. RefSeq lists its product as uncharacterized. The record is from RefSeq and is a predicted model, not a curated record. The transcript has 2 exons. Gene Ontology annotation, cellular component: membrane. Gene Ontology annotation, molecular function: carbohydrate:proton symporter activity. Lineage: Eukaryota; Fungi; Ascomycota; Eurotiomycetes; Eurotiales; Aspergillaceae. Bases 1 to 1617 code for a protein of 538 amino acids. Gene Ontology annotation, biological process: carbohydrate transport; transmembrane transport.
AUGGUCCAUGACCUCGAGGCUAGCAAGCCCUCCCUGGAUGGGAAAGAGUUCCCAUCCGCGGAACAUGUCGAAGGAAAUGCUGUCGGUAUCGUUCAUGCAUUAGACCCUCGCCAACUCGAAUCCCUGCCUUAUGGUCCCAGCGGAUUCAAGGGCAUCUUCGGCUCCAGGUAUGUCUUUGGCGCAGCUUUCCUGGCCUCCAUGGGCGGGUUCUCCAUGGGAUACGACAUGGGAGUCAUCUCCAUCAUCAACUCGAUGGACAAGUUUCACGCGGUGUAUCCGCGGGCCGCAAGUGCCUUUGGCAAGGGAUUCAUGACGGGGAUGCUGCUGCUGGGUGCAUUUGUCGGCUGUAUCUUCAUGCCAUAUCUGGCAGAUCGGAUCUCUCGCAAAUGGGCCAUUACGGUUAUGGUCAUCGUCUUCAACCUCGGAGCCAUUCUUCAGACGGCCGCCACCAACUACGACAUGCUGGUCGCGGGUCGCUUUAUCGGAGGCAUUGGGGGUGCACCGCUCUAUAUCUCGGAAAUCUCUCCACCACACAUGCGAGGCACGCUUCUCGUCCUUGAAUCCAUCUCCAUCACCCUGGGAGUCGUCAUUGCAUUCUACAUCACUUACGGUACCAGAAACAUGGCCACUGAAGCGUGUUUCCGACUGCCCUUUGGUCUGCAAAUGGUGACAGCAACCAUACUUGGCGCUGGCAUUCACUUCUUCCCGUACUCUCCUCGGUGGCUUGCCUUGGUCAACCGCCUGGAUGGCUGCAUGUCUAGCCUGUGUAAAUUGAGAGAUCUCCCAAGCAGUGACGAAAGAAUCCAAUUGGAAUAUCAGCAAAUUAUGGCCGAGAUCAAGUUCCAAAAGGCCGUCCUGGCCAAAAAGCACCCUGGUGCAUCCGGCAUCAAGCUUGAAGUUCUUUCCUGGAUGGAUCUCUUCACCCGGAAAAUGUGGAGACGCACUGCUGUCGGCAUGGGUGUUGCUUUCUUCCAGCAGUUCUCGGGCAUCAACGCUUUUAUCUACUACGCGCCAACACUGUUUGAGUCUCUCGGCCAGACCGCAGAGACAUCCCUCAUUCUCUCUGGUGUCUUCAACGUUCUCCAACUCAUCGCAGCUAUUGUCUGUUUCCUCGUCAUUGAAAAGGUAGGCCGGCGCCCUCUCGCUAUCUUCGGUGGCUUUGGCACUGCAGUGGCCUAUAUCAUUAUCGCGGUCCUUUCUGGUCUUUACUCAACCUCCUGGGCUUCGCACACGGCCGCCGGCUGGGGCUGCGUUGCCAUGGCGUUCAUCUUUAUCCUCAUCUACGGAGUCACCUAUUCGCCACUAGGUUGGGCCCUCCCAUCCGAGGUUUUCUCGACCACGUCUCGAUCAAAAGGUGUCGCUCUCGCCACAUGCACUAUCUGGCUGUCAGAUUUCAUCGUUGGCGUUGUCACCCCUUCCAUGCUGGCUGACAUUGGCUACCGAACCUACAUCUUCUUUGCAGUCAUGUGCUUCCUGGCAGGUGUCUGGGCGUUUUUCCUGGUUCCUGAAACGGGUGGGAAGACCCUCGAAGAAAUUGACGAGUUGUUCGGUGAUUCCAGUGCGAGGGAAGAGUGGCAACUUGCUCAGGAAGCAAUCCUGGCUGGAAGUACCAAAUAG